AUGGGUAAAGCCAAGAAGACAAGAAAGUUUGCGUUAGUAAAGCGUACAUUGAAUGCGAAGAAAGAUCAGAGAGUGAAGGCAAAUCAAGAGAAGAAACAGCAGCAGGAAGAUCCAGAACUCACAAGGAACAUACCACAAGUGUCGAGUGCACUUUUCUUUCAAUAUAAUGAAGCUAUCAAGCCUCCAUACCAAGUGUUAAUCGAUACAAAUUUCAUAAAUUUUUCCAUUCAGAAAAAAAUUGAUAUUGUAAGAGGGAUGAUGGAUUGUUUACUAGCCAAAUGUAAUCCGUUGAUCACAGACUGUGUCAUUGCAGAAUUAGAAAAACUAGGCCCAAAAUACAGAAUUGCACUGAAAUUGGCUCGUGACCCGCGAAUCAAAAGACUGAGUUGCUCACAUAAAGGCACCUAUGCAGAUGACUGUAUAGUAAACAGAGUGCUGCAACAUAAAUGUUACAUUGUAGCCACGAACGAUGCCGGCCUAAAACAGAGAGUGAGAAAAAUCCCAGGUAUCCCAUUAAUGAGUGUUGGUGGACACUCAUACGUCAUUGAGAAAUUACCUGACGUCUUUUAG
Kazachstania africana CBS 2517 is the source of this 570-nucleotide messenger RNA. It is a transcript of the gene FCF1, whose product is annotated as rRNA-processing protein FCF1. The record is from RefSeq and is a predicted model, not a curated record. Lineage: Eukaryota; Fungi; Ascomycota; Saccharomycetes; Saccharomycetales; Saccharomycetaceae. Gene Ontology annotation, cellular component: small-subunit processome; nucleolus. The transcript has a single exon. The coding region runs from base 1 to 570 and encodes 189 amino acids.